AUGUGCCCGCUAUUGCUGCCAUGUGCACGUGUAGGGACGCGCGCGCGGCGGGACAUCCCUCGUGCCGGCGGCGUGUCAUCUUGUGCGGGAGGAGUUACUCCCCCUGUGGCCGUGAUGGCCGCCGGCACCAGGAAGGUGGUCGCCGCUGCGGCUUGGUUCGGUGUUCUGAUGGCGACGGCCCAGGCCUUCGCGCCGACGCCCCGGGGAGGAAGGACUUCCCGUGCGUCGCCGCCGGCACGGUACCUGCUUGACGAAGGUUCCCGAAAGCCCCAGCCCCCCCCCGGGAACUGCUCCGGGUUGCUAACCUGGUGCCCUGGGAACCUGGCGCUCUGCCCUAUGAAUUUACUUCUACUUCACCGCAUUUGGGAGGACCUUUGA
Messenger RNA from Spirodela intermedia, 378 nucleotides. NCBI's taxonomy places the organism in Eukaryota, Viridiplantae, Streptophyta, Magnoliopsida, Alismatales, Araceae. The record is from the annotation of a GenBank genome assembly.